CCUUGAUCAUGCGCACGCGUCUCACUCAAACGAACCUGACAGCCUAGACGAGGACAGACGAGUCACGACGACAACGCAACUUACAUGCACACAGAGCGCCUCGAAACCUCGAGAUCGAAACCCCGCGGACUCAUUUGGCCUCACCCCGCGACGGCGCGACUACACGCUUGUUUCCAUCGACAGAGAGAGGUGAACAACCACACAAUCGCCACCCGGCAACAAGGGACGACACCAGUCGAGCUGCCAUUUUGGAGGCCAAGAUGAUGGAAGAGGUCGACGACCUUGUCUUGACAUCCUUUCGGGACAUUGUCGACAAGGCCAGAACGGCGCUGCACAAUGCUGGCGAGGAGAACCCCGUCAUGCUCAAGGCCGCUCAGGCACUGCUCAAGGAGGGUGAGCGAGCCGUCAAGAGGAUCGAGCCGCAGUGUCGCAAACACCUCGACGACUACGGUUCGAGCUUCAUCGCCGCCCUCAAGGACAGCGAUGAGAUUGCCACGUUCCGAGGGCAGCUGACUGAUCUCCUGUGGGAGUUUGACGACUACGUCGAGCCGGACGACUUUGACGCCGACAAGUUCACCGAGCUGCAAAUGCUCUCGCGCAAAGCGGCGCCGCGAAUCUCCGAUGCCCUGUUGCGGAUGAAGAUUGAAGCGCCCACUAGCGACGCCGCCUCUUCGCGGGGGUCCAUUGCCCAGAUGCCGACACCGACAUCGCCACACGCCGCACUCAUGCCCGGGUUCACAAGCCAGCCCCAUCGGGGGUCCGCGGGGAGCUCCAUGGCUGACAGUAACGAUGCCAGCAGCCUGCUCCGAGGACUCAUGCGCUCACCCACGGGUCACGAUAGCAUCCACGAUGCGGCGCGGGAGCAGCCUCGGCCAACGUCAGCAACCCAUUUGGACUGGAACGUCAAGGCAGGGGACGAUGGUCGACGCCCCGUCGAACCACCGGUCGAAGGAAGAGCCGAGCUGAAUGAGUCGCCCGUCCUGCCAAAGUCGACUCUCCAAGAUGAUCCAAACGGCAGAUUCACAGUGGUGCCUCCCCCUCCUGUCAGCGCAACUGGAGGCGGGUUUCCGGCUCCGGAAAUUCACGAGAUGGAGGAUCGUCGUCCGAGCGGCAUGAGCCAGCAACCUGCGCCUAAUCACCAUCAGUACCAUCACUCACCGCACCCGCCUCGCCGGCAGCCGACGUUGCCCAACUUUGCAAUCCCAGAGCACAACGUGACCUCGGCACAGCCUGGCUCGAUCCCGUUCUUCCAACCCUCGCAGCCCUUUUCGCCCACGUCCCAGCACUCCCGACAACACUCGUUUCCACUAUCCGAGCAGUCAGACGAGUCCCUACGGCCCGACCUCAUCAGCCUUCCCUCCCAUGGUGACCCGCGCGCCCGCGGCAACUCCUUCAACUCCAGCAUCGGCGUCAGCCCCCUACAGCCACCGACACCAGCCAUCCCAGGAGCCCAACCUAUAGUGCAGCCCUCCGCUGAGAUGGUUGCCAUGAUGGGUAGCGCGCCCAUUCCCGUAGAGACAGAGCUGCCACCCAAACCGACGGCCGAAGGAUCGGGCGAGCUCAAGGGGGCCAAGAUUGACGAGGCGAGCUCAUUCCUCCUGGCCAAGGGCUUCUGCGAAGGCGCAAAGGAAGUCAUUCGCGGAGGCAUCGGUGUCAAGAGGACGAAGAAACCUGGCUUCGCGACCGCCGCCACGGUAGCGCGAUGUCUUGCCUGUCUGUAUGAGCUUGACUUUGCCGAGAUUGAGACCGACGUAAACGGGGAGGAGAAGGGCAAUUUCCAGCGCAACGGCAUCAACUUUCGCGUCCGCUUCCUCCAAAAGAGCCACAUCUCCACGAAACGUGUCGACGACGUGCAAUACGCGUGUAUGUUUUGUGUUCAGGCAGGGCGCACCAUCCACGACAGCGACGCCACCGUCUUCUUCAACCAGAAAGCUCUCUUUGAGCACCUCGCGCGCCACCCGCGGCCCCUGCCCGAAGUCCCCGGCGUGACGGUCAUUGAGGGCACCGCCUUGCCCGAAAAGUACCGCAACGACUACGACAUUCACUUCAAGCACCCCACACGGCCGCACCCUGUCAUCGAGCGGGCCGACGAGCUGAUCUAUCGCCCGUCGGCCGUGUCACUCGACCAGGCACGGAGGAUGUACGGUCAGCGUCUUCUGUACGAUCGCUCGCCGGCCCUCGAACUCGCACAAGGCGCGCGGAUCAGUGGUCUGACCUGGCCCUCGCAGUACAACGGCGAGUGGGCGUUUGGCUGGCACGACGGGCACUAUGCGUCGGUGCCCUCGCUGCUCCUCAAGCUGGACGCCCCGUCGACGAGCGAGAUUCGAUAUGAUCGAUCGAGUAUCAUCCGCGCCAAGGCGCGAUGGCGGUUCUCCGUCAAGGAGAAGGAGAAGAAUGCCGACUGGCUCAAGUUCGACAAGGGCGAGACCAUUACGAAUAUCUCGUACGUCGAUGUCGAGCACUGGUGCUGGACGGGCACCAACGCCAAGGGCAAGUCGGGCAUCUUCCCCAAGGACUUUGUCGACCCGGCCACGAUAUCCGAGCCCACGAGCACGGCGACGGCCAACCGCGCGGGUUCGCUCAGCGAGGAAAAGGCGCGGUCCGCGUCGUCGAUGCUAUCCAAGUUUUCGAUUCGCAAGAACAUGGGCCGGCCACCCAGUAUAUCUGGUUGAUCAGGCGGCGGAUGGGUUUUCGGUUGUUUUGUUU
Molecule: messenger RNA, 2706 nt
Organism: Emericellopsis atlantica
Lineage: Eukaryota; Fungi; Ascomycota; Sordariomycetes; Hypocreales; Bionectriaceae
Exons: 4
Coding region: 261-2672 (803 amino acids)
Molecular function (GO): protein binding
Source: RefSeq, a predicted model, not a curated record